Messenger RNA from Cylas formicarius (sweet potato weevil), 1543 nucleotides. RefSeq names its product protein yellow (gene y). The transcript has 4 exons. The coding region runs from base 49 to 1368 and encodes 439 amino acids. NCBI's taxonomy places the organism in Eukaryota, Metazoa, Arthropoda, Insecta, Coleoptera, Brentidae. The record is from RefSeq and is a predicted model, not a curated record. Gene Ontology annotation, cellular component: extracellular region.
GAAAAAGACACCGAAUCAUGUUUUGACUUUUUCGCCGCAGCAGCCGCAAUGUGUUCGAUCUGGAUUUUGCUCGUCUACCUCAACCUCGACGCCGUCACCGCCACUCAAAAACUGCAAAAGCACUUCGAGUGGAAAAUUUUAGAUUUCGUCUACCCGAGCGAAUCGGCAAAGCUCAAGGCGAUUUUCACCGGUCGACUGAAACCGGAAAAUGCGCUUCCGGUCGGCAUCGAAAUUUGGCAGGAGAAAAUGUUCGUCACGGUCCCUAGAUGGCGCGAAGGUAUACCGUCGACGCUGAACUACGUACCCCUGCACGCGACAGUCAAAGACCCUCCCCUCAUCCCGUACCCCGAUAUGGAAUCGAACGAGCUGGGCGACUGUCGUAACGGUCUGUCCACGGUGUACCGUAUCCACGUGGACGAAUGCGACAGACUGUGGGUGUUGGACACCGGCACCUUCGGCAUCGAAAAAACCACCCAAAACCCGUGCCCCUACGCCGUCAACGUGUUCGAUUUGAGAACCGACCGUAGGAUCAGAAGAUACGAGUUUCGACCCGAAGACACCAACAGUCGGACUUUUAUAGCGAACAUCGCCGUAGAAGUGGGUCGAACCUGCGACGACGCUUAUGCAUACUUCAGCGACGAGCUGGGCUACGGCCUCGUUGUUUACUCGUACGCCGACAACAAGUCCUGGAGGUUCGAGCACAGCUACUUCAUGCCCGACCCCCUCAAAGGCGACUUCACCAUCAACGGACGCAACUUCCAAUGGGGCGAGGAGGGCAUCUUCGGCAUGAGCCUGUCGCCGGCGCGAAAGAACGGCUUCCGCAUUUUAUAUUUCAGCCCGUUGGCCAGCGAGCGCGAGUUCGCGGUAUCCACCGAAAUCCUGCGCAAUUCUUCGCGAGUAGAAGACAGCUACCACGAUUUCUAUCAUUUGGAGGAGAGGGGACCGAACGGUCACACCACCGCGAGGGUGAUGACCGCCAAUGGGGUGCAGUUUUUCAAUCUGAUCGAUCGGAACGCGAUCGGCUGCUGGAAUACCCGGAACAGCUACGAGCCGAAGAACAUAGCGGUCGUCGACGAAGACGUCGAACAGCUGAUAUUCCCUUGCGACGUCAAAGUGGACCGAGACAAUUUGCUGUGGGUAAUGUCGGACAAGAUGCCCGAUUUCCUGCUAGGCGGCCUCGACUACAACGACACGAACUUUAGGGUAUUUUUCGCACCCGUCGACGUCAUGAUCAAAGACACGGUUUGCGAGACUAAAAAGGCCGUUGUCUACCCCAACCCCCUUCAAUUCGGCUACGAUCCCCUCGUGCACAAUUAUCCCAACGAUAUUCGCUACAUAAGUCGUCCCUUUUUCUCACCCUAUUUGUGAAUAACGGUUCUAAAUAAAUUGUUUCUAUUUCGUUCCGCUAUAUUUUGUGCGCGACGCAUCAUCAUCGACCUUUCUGCGACUUACAAAAUCUACACGUCUUAUGCGUCGAUAAUACAAUCCGCUGUUUUACCGACAUCGAUGGUAGACCAAGCAUUGUUUGGGACGACUAUAUAUC